This is a messenger RNA of Sungouiella intermedia, 552 nucleotides long. Lineage: Eukaryota; Fungi; Ascomycota; Pichiomycetes; Serinales; Metschnikowiaceae. The record is from the annotation of a GenBank genome assembly.
AUGGUUCGUUACGCUGCAACCCCAGUUAACCCAGCUAAGUCUGCUUCUGCUCGCGGUGCCUACUUGAGAGUCUCUUUCAAAAACACCAGAGAGACUGCCCAGGCCGUCUCCGGUUGGAACUUGGAGACUGCCCAGAAGUACUUGGAAGAUGUCUUGGACCACAAGAGAGCCAUCCCAUUCAGAAGAUUCAACUCCUCCAUCGGUAGAACUGCCCAGGGUAAGGAGUGGGGUGUCCAGAAGGCCAGAUGGCCAACCAAGUCCAUCAACUACGUCCAGGACUUGUUGAAGAACGCUCAGUCUAACGCUGAGGCUAAGGGCUUGGAUGUUUCCAAGUUGAAGAUCACCCACAUCCAGGUGAACCAGGCUCCAAAGCAGAGAAGAAGAACUUACAGAGCCCACGGUAGAGUCAACGCUUACCAGUCGUCUCCAUCGCACAUUGAGCUUAUUGUCACUGAGGAGGACGAGGAGGUUGCUAAGGCUGACGACUCCAAGAAGGUUAGAUUGAACACCAGACAGAAGGGUAGAUUGGCUUUCCAGAAGCGUAUUUCUGCU